AUGGCCCCUGAGUAUCGCUACCACCCCUACGCCUUCCCUGCCAGUCCUCCUGUUCCUCCUCAAGCUGACGCUCUUGGUGCAACUUACAGAAAGCACACCCAGAGAAGGACGGUUGAUUACUCUAGCUCUGUUGUCCAAUAUAUCCAGAAUCGAAGGUCGCAGCGUGGUGCAUGGGAUAGCCAAGUUUUGCAACCUACACCUGCAGUAGCGAUCGACAUGUCGAGGCCUGCUUCCUAUUCACACAACCCAUCAAAUAGCUUUGCUGCAAAGUUUGUGCAUAGUUGUACAAAUUACAAAGGCCGGGCCUCUUCGAUUAAUCGGGUUUUAUGGACACCUUCUGGGGGGCGUCUCAUCACAGGCUCCCAGAAUGGAGAGUUCACUCUUUGGAAUGGUCAGUCGUUCUACCAUGAAUUGACUCUUCAGGCUCAUGAUCAAGCAAUCAGGUCUAUGGAGUGGAGUUAUGAUGAUGAGAAUUGGAUCUCUGGUGAUGAUGGGGGUGCAAUAAAGUAUUGGACUAGUAAUAUGAACAAUGUGCUAGUCAAUAACUCUGCUCACCAAGAAUCGGUUCGGGAUUUGAGCUUUUCCAGGACUAAUUUGAAGUUCUGUUCAUGUUCGGAUGAUACUACUAUUAAGAUUUGGGAUUUCGAGAGGUGCGAAGAGGAGCACAGAUUGACUGGCCAUGGUUGGAAUGUGAAGAGUGUUGAUUGGCACCCUACAAAGUCUCUAGUAGCUUCAGGUGGGAAAGACAGUGUCGUCAAGCUGUGGGAUCCUAGGAGAGGAAGAGAGCUUUGCUCAUUUUAUGAUCACAAAAAUUGGGUGAAUUCUGUUAAGUGGAAUCAAAAUGGUAACUGGCUGCUAACUGCUUCCAAGGAUCAAGUAAUUAAGCUUUAUGACAUGAGGGCUAUGAAGGAACUCGAGUCGUUCCAUGGGCAUCGGAUUGAGGUGACUGCUCUAGCUUGGCAUCCAAUUCAUGAAGAAUAUUUUGUUAGUGGGAGUAGAGAUGGAUCAAUUUUCCAUUGGCUUGUUGGGCAUGAAACUGCCCAGGUUGAAGUUCCUAAUGCACACAAUAGCAAUCACAAUAAUAGUGUGUGGGAUCUGCAAUGGCAUCCUAUUGGUCACAUGCUUUGCAGUGGCAGCAAUGAUCGCACAACUAAGUUUUGGUGUAGAAAUAGGCCAGGAGAUAAAUCUAAUAUCAAUGUGAAUCAAAUUUUUGGUGUUCUGAAUUCUGCUUUUGCUGGUCAAAUGACCUGUAAUGCUCCUAUUCCAUUUCGUGAAGUAUCACCAACACUAACACUUGCUACUCGAAAAGAAGGAACCACUAUUCCAGGUAUUAGAACUGCCAUUUAA
Molecule: messenger RNA, 1347 nt
Organism: Fragaria vesca subsp. vesca
Lineage: Eukaryota; Viridiplantae; Streptophyta; Magnoliopsida; Rosales; Rosaceae
Product: flowering time control protein FY-like
Exons: 1
Coding region: 1-1347 (448 amino acids)
Cellular component (GO): mRNA cleavage and polyadenylation specificity factor complex
Molecular function (GO): protein binding
Source: RefSeq, a predicted model, not a curated record